This is a messenger RNA of Diversispora eburnea, 414 nucleotides long. The record is from the annotation of a GenBank genome assembly. Lineage: Eukaryota; Fungi; Glomeromycota; Glomeromycetes; Diversisporales; Diversisporaceae.
AUGGCACCUAUUAAAAAAGACGAUGUUCAUGUUGGACAAAAAGUUCGUUAUCAUCCUGUUGGAGGAGGAAUGCAACUUACCGAAGGAAUUGUUAAAGAAAUCGUUACUCAUCCCGAGAUUGUCGGAGAUACGCAAAAACGUGUAAAAGCUUCCGAAGAAGAACCUAGAAUCGUAAUUGAAAAUUUGCAUACUCACAAGGAAACUGCAAGUCGUCUUGUUGACAUGGCAAUUAAAGAACAAAGAGGAAAUAAAUUAUCAUCCAAAAAUUUAUAUUUGGAUUUAGUAAAAAUUUAUGGAUCCAUUUUCAAACUUGAAUUAGAUCCAAACAAACAAAAGUUGGCCUUGGCAAAAUACCAAGAAUAUAAUACUCGAUUACAACAAUUACAAUCGCAACAACAAAAACAGCAAUUGAAU